AUGCGAACCCUGGCGGCUAGCAAUCCAUUUCCGACAGCCAGCCAGAGCCUUUCCGCUCUAUUUAAUGAGAUCCACGUCCGCGCUGUUGAUCUGAUGCGUGAGCACAGCAAUACUUCAAAGUGGCCAGGUUUUGGGGGCCAGAAACAGCAGACCCACGCCUCGGCGGCCUCCCAGAUCUCCAGCAUGUUCUCACACAGCCGGCCGAAGCGUGUUGAGAUUUGGAUCCACCCACUAAAUCGCAGCGUCACCAUCGUCCAGGGCAAUCGCAGUCUCACAAUACCAAACUCUAGCGUCUGC
Molecule: messenger RNA, 297 nt
Organism: Dibothriocephalus latus
Lineage: Eukaryota; Metazoa; Platyhelminthes; Cestoda; Diphyllobothriidea; Diphyllobothriidae
Source: the annotation of a GenBank genome assembly